AACGGAGCGCGGUGAGCGCGCAGCGGGGCGGCCACUCUGCGGCUCGGCCUCUCCGAGCCCGAGGAGCUCUGUCCCCGGCGACCCUCGUGUCAGGCUCGGGCGUCCGCCCCCUGCCUGUCCCGGCGAGGCUGCGCGGCGUCGGAGUAAUUCCGGACUCUCCCACCGCUGCCUCUUUCCUUCCUUACCCAGGCCUCGGGAAGUUUACCGCGGAAACGAAAGUAAAUAACUCUGCGUGCGUCUGCGCGGAGGCAGUGGCCGCCACAUCCAGGGCACAGCUCAGGGGGAAAAAGUGGUGCAUUUCCGGACAUUCUGAGGGUUCACAAGGAAACCAGCCAUGUCCUUGGAUGACAUUAAGAUGAAAUCUAGUGACUUUUUGGAGAAGGAGCAUCUGGACAGUGGGGGCUUCGGAAAGGUGUCUUUGUGUUUACACAGAUCCCAUGGACUUGUAAUACUGAAAAAGGUGUACACAGGGCCCACGCGCACUGAGUACAACGACUCCCUCCUUGAGGAGGGCAAGAUGAUGCACAGGCUGAGACAUAAUCGGGUGGUGAAGCUCCUGGGCGUCAUCCUGGAAGAAGGGAGCUACUCCCUGGUGAUGGAGUACAUGGAAAAGGGCAACCUGAUGCACGUUCUGAAGGCGGAGGUCAGAAUCCCCCUUUCUGUAAAAGGAAGGAUAAUUAUGGAGACCAUUGAAGGGAUGUGCUACUUACAUGGACAAGGCGUAAUACACAAGGACCUAAAGCCUGAAAAUAUUCUCGUUGAUGAUGACUUUCACAUUAAGAUAGCUGAUCUUGGCGUUGCUUCCUUUAAGAUGUGGAGUAAACUGACUAAAGAGGAACAUAAUGAGCAGAGGAAAUUGAAUAGUGUCUCUAAGAAAAAUGGCGGAACCCUUUGCUACAUGGCCCCUGAGCAUCUGAAUGACAUCAACGCAAAGCCCUCGGAGAAGUCAGAUGUGUACAGCUUUGGCAUAGUACUUUGGGCAAUAUUUGCGAAUAAGGAGCCCUAUGAAAAAAAUGGCAUCACCAUCCACCUACUGAGUCGCUGGACCAGAACCCUUACUCAUCCCAGUCUCAGCUUUGCCGCUUGUCUCCUACAUCCAAUCAGACAUCAAAACCUAUGCAUUGAAGAAAAAUUUAGGCCCUUUUAUGUAGUUCAAUUAGAAGAAAAUGUAGAAGACGAUGUGACAAGUUUAAAGAAAGAGUAUCCAGACCCAGCCCAAAAUUCAUUUGUGAAGAGAAUGCAUUCUCUCCAGAUUGACUGUACAGCAAUACCUCCAAGCAGGUCAAAUUCAGCCCCAGAACAGCCCAGCUCACUGCACAGUUCCCAGGGACUUGGGAUAGGUCCCGUGGAGGAGUCCUGGUUUGCUCCCUCCCUAGAGAACCAGCAGGAGGAGAAUCAGCUCAGCUUGCAGAGUAAACUCCAGGAGGAAGCCAACUACCAUCUUUUUGGCAGCCGCAUGGACAGGCAGACAAAACCGCUCAGACAGAAUGUGGCUUAUAAUAGAGAGGAGGAAAGGAGACGAAGGGUCUCCCAUGACCCUUUUGCACAGCAGAGACCUUAUGAGAAUGUUCAGAACCCAGGAGUAAAAGGCCUUCCUUAUUCUAGUGCAACCAGUCCUGGUAAUGCACUACACCAACCCACAGGGCUAACCAGCCAACCCCAAGUACUAUACUGGAACAAUGGACUGUACAAUCCAUUCCCUUUUGGAACAAGACCACAGGAUCUGGGAACAGCAGGUUCAAGAGUUUGGUAUGGGCCAAAUCCAAGCCAUAUGCCAAGCGUGCAUAAAACUCCAGUGCCUGAGACCAACCUACUGGGAAAUACACCCACCCUUCCAUUCAUCUCCGUCCCAUCAAGAGAUGAGUCUGCAAAAUGUACCAUAUACAACAGUGCUGGCAUUCAGGUUGGAGACCAUAAUUAUAUGGAGAUUAGUGGAAUGAGUUCAGUGCUACCAGACAUGAACUUGAAAGAAGAGCCAGCUUCUAAGUACCAAGAUAUCUUUGAAAAUAUCACUAGUCUGACUGAUAAACAUCUGAACCCAGUCAGGGAAAAUCUGGGAAAGCAAUGGAAAAACUGUGCCCGUAAGCUGGGCUUCACUGAACCUCAGAUUGAGGAAAUUGACCACGACUAUGAGCGAGAUGGACUAAAAGAAAAGGUUUACCAGAUGCUCCAAAAGUGGCUGAUGAGGGAAGGCAAUAAGGGGGCCACGGUGGGAAAGCUGGCCUAUGCGCUCUACCAGUGUUCAAGAAUAGACCUCCUGAACUAUUUGGUACAUAUCAGCCAGAGCUAACUCCAGAAGGGGCUUUGGCAGCAUGAGGUAAUCUCCUCACCUAGUAAGUAACCCGCUGGAAGUGUGCUGCCUCAGAUCCUUCAGAAUUCUCUCCUCAUUGAUACAGGUUCUCUGCAUAAAAAUCUCCCGCAUUCCAUAGCUGGAGAAUGGGAAAGAAAUCUACAGCGAACAACCUACUAACCAGGAAGACCUAUUAAUGGCUGAGACCCACUCCAAAAAGAAGCCUAAUUGGGUUUUGAAAGGGAGAGAUCCUUGAGGAAGAUAAUUUUCUUUCAGUUCAUUCCGUAACCUUCCGCAAUGACAUUCAUUUAAUUUCCUGGAGUUUUGUUUCAGCAAGAGAAAAAAAAAUUCAACUUUCUUAUUUUAUGCUCUCUUCUCCACAUAGGUUCCUGUCAUCACCAAAGUACAGUGAAAUUGUGAGUUCUCUUCAACUAGUUUUUUUUUGGUAUUCUAACCACAGUUCAUUCCAAAACUCUAAGGUCUGUUAACUUCAGUAUCAAAUGUUGUGUCAGUCACCACAGGCUUCAAGAAUUACAUGCAGUCUCCACUCCAUAAAUUAACUGAAGGGAUUUUAAGGAGUACUAAAACAGAAAAAAAAAAAA
This is a messenger RNA of Leptonychotes weddellii (Weddell seal), 2892 nucleotides long. The record is from RefSeq and is a predicted model, not a curated record. Lineage: Eukaryota; Metazoa; Chordata; Mammalia; Carnivora; Phocidae.